GUUUUAACUGGUUUAGUCAGUUUCAACUGCCGUUAGAAAUCAAGACCGUCAUACCGCCACAUUGUCUUGUGAAUGUGGUUUUGUUGUUGCUCUCCAACGAUUUGGGGGAUCCAGUUCAUCAUACAUCACUUUAUGUGAUCCAUAGAUCGCUCUCUCGUAUUCGACACAAAAACUCGUUAGUAAACUAUGGCAAAGGCACUUCAAGUUUUAAGAUCAAUUGGCCUUCAGACAAAAGAUUUCUUUAGGCUGAGUUUUAAUUUGCAGAGAAGCAGUUAUGGGUACAGAAAGUUACACAUGUCUUCGUGGAUUCAAUCUGAACACGGAUCUCGCAUUCCUUCAGCACACAUUGACGGCAAAAAUAAAUGGCUGAAUCUUAAGUGGGACGGAGAACAGUCCAAGAAUUACCCUUAUGUUUGGCUUAGAGAUAACUGCAGAUGCAGAGAGUGCUACCAUGAAAUAGCAUCGCAGAAGCUUUUCCAAUUCAACGACUUAGAUAUUGAUGUUGAAGCAAACGACAUACAUUUUACUGAUGACGGCACUGCUGUUAUCCAUUUUUCUGAUGGACAUAAAGGAAAAUACCCGUUAUCAUUUCUUGAAGGGGAAAAAUUUCCCGCUUUCUCAGAUCCUUUACGUCAGUUAAACAAAGAGUUGUGGGGGAGUGAGUUACAGGGAGCAAUACCUACAUUUCAGUUUUCUGAUGUAAUGACGGAUGAUGACGUGUUGUUGGGAUGGUUGACUGUGUUGCACACUAAGGGGAUCGCAAUCCUACAAAAUGCUGGUACUAUCCCGACCGAAGUUAAAAAGAUCGGCGAUCGAGUGGCGUACUUGAGAGCAACUUACUAUGGAGAAACGUUUCAAGUGAUGAGCAAGAAUGAUCCCAACAGCAUCACCUACACAGACACAGCUAUAGACUUCCACACCGAUAUCUGUGCUAUGUACAAUCAGCCUGGUAUGCAGAUGCUUCAUUGCAUUAAGCAGUCGACGGAAGGUGGCGAAAACCAACUUGUUGAUACAUACAAAGUCGUAGAAGACUUGAAGAAAGAGGAACCAGAGGUGCACAGCAUUCUGAGCAGUACUCUGUUUGAAUUUACGGAUAUCGGUACAGAUAUCUUGAACGAUUUUCACUUUAGAAGCUCCAAGCCAGCUAUUAGCUACGGAUUCGAAGGGAACAUCAACCAAGUGAGCAUUCAUUUUUCACGUCAUCACAGUAUGAAUGUACCUCCUGAACAAGUUUAUCCAGUGUACAGCGCCCUCAAGGUUUUAUCUCGCUACCUAUAUCACGAGGAAAACAUUGUAAGACAUCGACUCUCUCCAGGAGAGAUUCUCUGCAUGGACAACAGACGAUUGGCUCACGCGCGCACGAAAUACUAUAUUGAUCCAACCAUUAAAGGUGUACAGCGUCAACUAGCAGGAGGAUACAUGGACUGGGAUGAACUGAGCUCAUUCUAUCGUGUUUUGCUUGAAAAGAAGAAGAAAAACGAGAAUUCUAACUAGAAUGUAUUUAUUUAGUUUUCCAUGUUUAUGGUUAAUUUGCAUAAUCUUUUUCAACAGUCUUGUUUGUAUAUUCUUCAAAAAUUCCAAAAGUUAAGGCUUUUUUAUUAAUUCGUUACAUAUGUGUUUUGUUUGUGAAGAUGAAUAUAAUCUUUGUCAUUGUUCAUUUAUAGGGAAAAGUCAAUACUAUGAGUUCAAUUUCAUUGCAAUUUAGGCUUACUAUUACUAUGGAUUGCAUAUUGCAUGCAUAUCUACUCAUCAGUAAAUGUUUUAUUAUUUUUAUUAUAAUUUUUUGGUGUAAUUUUUUCUGAAUUGGAGGGCCCAUAUUCUCUUCAGUAAGAUAAUUUAUUCAUGGGAUUAGGUUGGAAAAUCCACAGACUAAUAGUGCAGUGUAGUACUAGUAGGCCAUUGAAUUAUUUUCAUUUAUUUCUGUGAUUACUGCCUAAUCCCUCCCGCUAAAAUAAGACUAACUAGGCCAACCCCGAUUUUACGAGGUCGGUGAAAUUAUGCAUGAAGUCAACAUACGAAACCACGCCCCUCGGCUGAACCCGUUGUAUUUAGCAACUACAGUACCUGUACCUUUGGCUACGUUCAGACCUGCGAGAUACGCCAGGCGUAUCUAACGCCGGGCGUACGUUAAUCCAUGGCGUAACUAGCGA
Molecule: messenger RNA, 2150 nt
Organism: Anneissia japonica
Lineage: Eukaryota; Metazoa; Echinodermata; Crinoidea; Comatulida; Comatulidae
Product: gamma-butyrobetaine dioxygenase-like
Exons: 6
Coding region: 187-1494 (435 amino acids)
Biological process (GO): carnitine biosynthetic process
Cellular component (GO): mitochondrion
Molecular function (GO): gamma-butyrobetaine dioxygenase activity
Source: RefSeq, a predicted model, not a curated record